This is a messenger RNA of Elgaria multicarinata webbii, 4462 nucleotides long. RefSeq lists its product as uncharacterized. Gene Ontology annotation, biological process: regulation of gene expression. Gene Ontology annotation, cellular component: nucleus. NCBI's taxonomy places the organism in Eukaryota, Metazoa, Chordata, Lepidosauria, Squamata, Anguidae. The record is from RefSeq and is a predicted model, not a curated record. Bases 196 to 4047 code for a protein of 1283 amino acids. The transcript has 7 exons.
CGCCUCUCGUGGGAAAGUUGCCUUUGAAUUUCACACGCGCCAGCUUAGUGCCCAGCCAGGGAGACACCUCUGUUGCUUGAAAUGUUGGCCAAAGAAACAUCCGGAAGCACCAGCCCUCGGUAGUGGUGUGAUGAAACAGUCCGUGGCUUUGAGAGACUGUGUAACAUCUGCCUUUGGUCUGUCCUGAGAAGGAAAAUGGCGGCAGGGCGCACUGCUGCGUCACCACUAGGCCUCUGCUUGGGGGCUGUGCAAGAGCAGGGUAUGAAGGGGCCGGAUCCAGACCCAACAGGCCCGGAACGAAGGAAAGGUGUAGCAGGAGGAGGCUGUCCUGUUUUCCCCGCUGGGUGUAUUAAGGAAUUCUGGGAAGGGAUCACUCCAGGACAUGUUAAAGAGGAAACAGACGGAGUUCUGCAACAGCGAUGGGAAACUCAGUGGCAGCAUUUCCUGAAGACGGUGGAGUCCCCACGCCGGAAAGGUGGAAACCUGGAACCAACCCCACUGAGUGGGGAUACGUGGACUGUCUUCUCUGAGGCCCAUCAACAGAAAAGAAAAGAGAACGUUUCCAGACUCCAGCGUAGCUUCGCCAAGGAAGCCCAAGAGCCCGAGGACACCACAUUGGCUGAAGACAGCGGAAAAGUGAAGGAGGAAGUCCCAGACGAGGAAGGGUACGAGGAAGUUAUCCUCGGUGCAGACCCCUCCGCCUCAGACGCGGAGCGCCAGUGCUUCCGGCGUUUCUGCUACCAGGACGCCGAGGGCCCCCGUGAGGCCUGUGGAAUGCUCCGGAAGCUGUGCUGGCGGUGGCUGCGGCCAGAGAGGAAGACCAAAGACCAGAUCCUGGAGUUGGUGAUCCUGGAGCAGUUCCUGGCCAUCCUGCCCACGGAGAUGCAGAGCUGGGUGAAGGAACGCGGCCCUGAGAAAUGCGCCCAGGCGGUGUCCCUGGCGGAGGGUUUCCUGCUGAGACAGGAACGGGGGGUGCUGGGGCUGUUCAAGGAAGAGGAGAAUGGCUUCCCCGGGGCUGAGCAGGCUCCAAUGGACGCCGGCGAAUGGACGCACAUCAGAGAAAUCAAGCAAGAGGAAGGUGGUGAUGCCGCAAUCUUGCCAGCAGGUGAGGAGAGGAUGGAGAAGAAGGAGGACAACCGAAAGGGAAACGCCAGGGAAGCAGAGCCUUGCUGGAUGUUGUCAGGAGAAGCUGAACGCGACGUUUCCUGUGAUCAAAGAGAUGCAUCCCUGAGCCUGUGGAAGGAUCACCUCAAAAAGGGAAAGGAUGACUUUAUUUAUCCUCAGGAAGGCAAUGGGAGACCCACAGAAGGAACCGCGCCACAAAGUAUCCUGGCAGGAGACACGGAAAAGACGUGUAGUCACUGCAGGGAAGCUUUUCGCUCCCAGGCCGAGCUUCUUAAUCAUCAGAGAAUCCACUUGGGAGAGAAACCAUUCAAAUUCGUAGUUUGCGCAGAGAGCUUUCUCGGUGGUGACGCCCUUAGCGCUCAUCCGGGAACACGCGGACGGGAGAAGCCGUACAUCUGCUCGGCCUGCGGGAGGAGCUUCAGCGACCAGGCCGUUCUGACCGUGCACGAAAGAACCCACGGCGCGGAGAGCCCGGAGAACCCGGCAGACUUGCACCCCAAUGUCCCCCGUCACUCGGCGCUCGCUCAGGACAAGAGGGUGCACGCAGGGGAGAGGCCGUACCAAUGCAGCGAGUGCGAGAAACGUUUCAGAACGAGGGCUAGCCUUGUCAGCCACAAGAGGACGCACACGGGAGAGAAGCCGUACACGUGCCCCGAAUGCGGGAAACGUUUCAGCAUGGCCUCCGCCCUCAUCCGGCACAAGAGGACCCACACGGGGGAGAGGCCGUACCAGUGUCUGGAGUGCGGGAGGCGCUUCGGGGACAGGUCAGGAUUCAACACGCACGCGCGGACCCACACGGGCGAGAAGCGCUACUGCUGCCUGGACUGCGGGAAAAGCUUCGGCCGUCAGGCCCACCUGGUCGACCACGAGCGGACCCACACGGGCGAGAAGCCCUACCAGUGUUCCGAGUGCGAAAAGCGCUUCAGCAGCCUGUCCAUCCUCAUCAAGCACAAGCGGACCCACACGGGCGAGAAGCCCUACAAGUGCUCCUUCUGCGGGAAAGGCUUCAGCCAGAGCUCCAGCUGCAUGAAGCACGAGAGGACCCACACGGGCGAGAAGCCCUACAAGUGCUCCUUCUGCGGGAAAGGCUUCAGCCAGAGCUCCAGCUGCAUGAAGCACGAGAGGACCCACACGGGCGAAAAGCCCUACAAGUGCUCCUUCUGUGGGAAAGGGUUCAGCCAGAGCUCCAGCUGCAUGAAGCAUGAGCGGACCCACACGGGCGAGAAGCCCUACCAGUGUUCCGAGUGCGAAAAGCGCUUCAGCCAGAGCUACAGCUGCAUGAAGCACGAGAGGACUCACACGGGCGAGAAACCAUUUAAACCGCCAGCGUCGAUCCAGGCCGCUUUUGCCCCGGGGGAGAAAAUGGCCACCCAGCCCAGAGAUACGUUGGCGCCCGGCCUUUCGCAGGCCGUGCCGGAGAAGGGGACGGGGACGGAAGAGGCGAGGCCGGCAGGGCCUGAGGUGGGGAAGGGAGGAGGGCGAGGCCCUCGCAUCCUCCACAUGGAGAACAUCCGGGAAUUCUGGGAAAGAACGGUCCCGGAGGAAGUGAGCCGGGAGCCCCGUAAGGGCCUGCAGCAGCGUUGGGAAUCCCAGCUGCAAGAGUUCCUGAAGGCCCUGGAAUCGCCCCACUCGGAAGGGGGCAGCCCACAGUCCCUGGGCCCCCUUCCGUGGAACAACAUUCGGGCUUCCCUGACCCCCUUUGCAGGGGCGGGCGAUCCCAGCCAGCGGCCUAGAGGCGAGAGAGUCUCCCAGCUCCUGCCUGGCCUGAGCGGAGAAGCCCACCCGGCUGAGAGAAGCAGCCUGGCCAAAGACAAGAUGGACGGCUGGACGGCCAAGGGGGGGAUCCCGGGCCACAAAGCCGUCAGCUCGCACGACGAAUGCCGUCUCUUCCGGCAGUUUGGUUACCAGGAAGCCGAAGGGCCCCGCGAGGCCUGCCGGCACCUCCGGAGGCUUUGCCACCAGUGGCUGAAGCCGGAGAGGCACACCAAGGAGCAGAUGUUGGAACUGGUGAUCCUGGAGCAGUUCCUGGCUGUCCUGCCCCCAGAGAUGCAGGGCUGGGUCCGGGAAUGCAGCCCCCAGACCUGCACCCAGGCUGUGAUCCUAGCCGAAGACUUCCUCCAGAGGCAGCAAGAGAACGAGGCACAGGAAGAGCAGGCGCUCGACCCAUUUGAGGAGGAAGACUCGGCGGUGAAGGCUCCGUCGGAGGCCUGGCGCAGGCCGCUCUUCGGCGGGAUGAAGCAGGAGGGGGUCGGAGGCGCUGCCAUGUUGGCGGGCGAGGCGAAGUUGUGCAGGACGGAGAAAAAUGACCCGGGCAAUUCUGGGGAGCCGGAGCCCCAUUGGAUGUUGUCGGGCCGAGCCGGGCCGAACGUUCCCCACUGCCCCGAACGGGGGGAUGUGUCCGAGGUCCUGUACGGGAACUGCCUGGAAAGGGAAGCGGGCAAAUUCAUCAAUUCCCAGGGCACCUACGAGGACCUGGACGAAAGCCACCUGCAGCAAGGGAUCCUCCCCAGCGAGAGAGACAACGCUUGCCACGUCUGCGGGAAGCUGUUCCGCCGGCGGUCCAACCUGAUCACGCACGAGAGAACCCACUCAGGGGAGCGGUGGUACAACUGCUCGGAGUGCGGAAAGAGCUUCGUCAGCCGGGCCGCCUUCCUCAUCCACCAGCGGGUGCACACGGGCGAGAAGCCCUACAAGUGCCCCGACUGCGGCAAAGGCUUCAACACGGGCUCCAGCCUCACGCGCCACAAGCGGAUCCACACGGGCGAGAAGCCCUACAAGUGCCCCGUCUGCGGCAAGCGCUUCAACGACUACUCCAACUUCAUCGUCCACAAGCGGAUCCACACGGGCGAGAAGCCCUACGAGUGCUCCGUCUGCGGCAAGCGUUUCAGCGACAACUCGAACUUUAUCAAGCACCACCACUGAGGGCCGAGAGGCGGGUCGCGCCUCCCUUUCUUUCUCCUUUUUUUUUUUUUUAAGGAAACAAAAAUCCUGGUUCAGAGCAGCAGAUCAACGUAACCUAGCGAGGCGCCCAGGAAACGUCUCCUUCGCCACGACGAGUGUUUGUGUGCGAGGGCCGUGGCGAAACUACAGAUACCGUGCAGCCUAUGUUGCCCUUCUAAGCAAUUUGUUUGACUGGGGAGGUGUUUUGAAGAGGCAACGGGAGGUGGCAGACCCAAGUUGCCCCCCCCCACAUCUAUUCAAGUAGCUAGCUUCACACCCCCUCCCCCAAAUUCACACCGAUGUCUCUUUCACGGCCUGCCAAGUCAGCCAUUCCCUGAAUCCUUCGCACAAGCAUCACAAAACCGAGUCAAAACGAAUCCUAGCGCCGGAGGGCGCC